Messenger RNA from Hymenoscyphus albidus, 337 nucleotides. NCBI's taxonomy places the organism in Eukaryota, Fungi, Ascomycota, Leotiomycetes, Helotiales, Helotiaceae. The record is from the annotation of a GenBank genome assembly.
AUGAAGACCUUCGCCCUCCUUACCACCCUCGCCCUUGCGGCUCUCACCACCGCUCUCCCACAAGGUGGUGGUCUCAACGUCCCCGCCCAAGAUCCAUGCCAGAAAAGUCUUUGUGACUCUGAUUGUCCUCCUCCAAAGCUCGUAUGUGUACCUAUACGUAUCCCCAUAUACCCCUUUCCUGCUCUGUCUAUCAUUCCAAGCUUUGUCGAUUUGGGUGGGAUGAGAUUGUGUCGGAACGUUCUGAAUUUUUGCUGACUGCGUUUGAUUGCAGUUUGUCUCUAAAGUCCAGUGUAAAGACGGGAAGAUUGCUUGUAUUUGUGGUGUCAACCACCCUUAG